Molecule: messenger RNA, 915 nt
Organism: Prunus persica (peach)
Lineage: Eukaryota; Viridiplantae; Streptophyta; Magnoliopsida; Rosales; Rosaceae
Exons: 2
Coding region: 1-915 (304 amino acids)
Source: RefSeq, a predicted model, not a curated record
AUGAAUUCACGUGGGAAGGCUAUACAAAAUUUCUUCAAUGAUGAUUCUGAUGAUGAUGACCUUCAUCAACAGAGGGUUGCAAUGGCUAUUCAACACCAUACAUUUUUACUGGAGCAAUAUGCUCAACAAUCCAAACAUGGUGGUUCUGUUGCAGGCCGUGAAUACAAGAAUCAAAAGAGAGAAAAACAUCAUAAGAGUCUCAUGGAGGACUACUUCUGUGAAAGCCACUUUAUCCCUCAGUGGACUUUCGCAGGCGCUGUGUAUGGUCAGUGGUACCUCCAUUCCCCAAAUUCGGCCGAUCUUUACAGGCUCUUACACAAGGCUAGUCGCAGAGGAUUCCCAGGCAUGUUAAGCAGUCUUGACUGCAUGCAUUGGGAAUGGAAGAACUGCCCCACUACUUGGGCAGGCCAGUUUACUGGCUACGAGCAUAAGCCAACUGUCGUUCUAGAAGAAGUGGCCUCGUAUGACACUUGGAUAUGGCAUGCCUUUUUUGGCAUUGCCAGAUCGAACAACGAUAUAAACGUUCUUGCUUGUUCUCCGUUGUUCAAUGAUGUAGUGAAUGGAGUGUCUCCCCAUAUCCAAUAUGUUGUCAAUGGAAAUGAAUAUAAUCUGGGUUAUUACUUGGCUGAUGGUAUCUAUCCUCGUUGGGCUACAUUGGUUAAGAUGAUUUCCCAACCGGAUACUCCAAAAAAAAGACUAUUUGCCCAAAAACAAGAGGCUUAUAGGAAGGAUGUCGAAAGAGCCUUCGGAAUACUUCAGGCUCAAUGGGCAAUUGUUAGGGGACCUGCAUGUAUGUGGCGCAAAGAACAACUUCAUUCAAUCAUGAUGAUGUGCAUAAUAUUGCACAACAUGAUUGUUGAGGAUGAGUAUGAGGAUCUAGAUGCAGAAUCUGAUGAUGAAGACAAUUGUCCAUGA